AUGUCCUCUGAUAAUAAAACAGCUUUAUUACUCCUUCAUGGAACCUUAGAUGCCUUGCCUACGUGGCUUGUGGCUGAUUCUGGAAAAGAUUUAGGUAUACAUAUGGGAGAAAAGUAGCUAAAAUGAUCUGGCCGUAAACUUUUGAAAAUCAUUAUACAUUACAUCUAUUCAUUGCUCGUAAUAGAUACUCGCGGAAAAAUAUGAACCUGACCACUUCAGACACAGACUUUUGGAUAUUCAAGAAUGAAGUAACUACACAUUGAGAUUUAUUCUUAGAAAUCAAGUCAUUGUAUUUUAAUAGUAAUUGGUCCGUUUGUACAGUUGGCAUGAAAUGGGUAUUUACGACAUUCCAGCAACGAUCGAUCACAUUAUCGAGGAAACAAAGCAACGGAAGAUCUUUAUGGUAUCGUAUAGCCACGGUGACAGGACAUGACUUAUGGCUAGAAAAUGUUCGCGGCAACAGAUACUCGCGUAGAAACUUGUACAUGACCACCAUAGAUCCAGAUAUGAUCCAGAUUUGGAUAUUCUGGUGA
Heterotrigona itama is the source of this 533-nucleotide messenger RNA. Lineage: Eukaryota; Metazoa; Arthropoda; Insecta; Hymenoptera; Apidae. The record is from the annotation of a GenBank genome assembly.